Cyphomyrmex costatus is the source of this 1239-nucleotide messenger RNA. It is a transcript of the gene Pvf1, whose product is annotated as PDGF- and VEGF-related factor 1. Gene Ontology annotation, cellular component: membrane. The transcript is spliced from 6 exons. Gene Ontology annotation, molecular function: growth factor receptor binding; growth factor activity. The record is from RefSeq and is a predicted model, not a curated record. NCBI's taxonomy places the organism in Eukaryota, Metazoa, Arthropoda, Insecta, Hymenoptera, Formicidae. The coding region runs from base 107 to 1096 and encodes 329 amino acids. Gene Ontology annotation, biological process: positive regulation of cell population proliferation; positive regulation of protein autophosphorylation.
UGCUGUCGCGCGUGUCCAAGUAAAAAAUCCGCAGGCUGAGAGAAUCGAUCGUUAAUAAUAAUUAAAGACGACGUAACGACUCCGUGUACCUGCAGUGAGGAGAGAAAUGCAAUCGCGGAUCGGCGCUUCAUUUGACAGCCAGUCGCCGCCGCAUUUCAUCGCGAGAAUGCUCGUUCUCGCGAUCGUCUGCGGCGGAUUCCUCCUGGGACAAAUCGACGCGCAGUAUCACGACGAUCCCGAUCACAUAGUCUUCCCCGGACCAGUCGGCUCGAGAUCGAGGGACAGGGCCUUCGAUAAUGAGCCCGCGGGGGGUUCGACAGAUGACAGUGAUACGCCGAUAUCGCUUGAUUUAGCGAAUAGAUUAAAUUCGAUAGAUUCGUUGGAGCAGUUUAUGCAGCUUCUUCACGAUGUUCCAGAGAACGAAAAGGGUAUCACGUUUGCCAAUAGAUUCGGAGGCGAGGAACGAUCAAACGCAUUGAUGCCGACACCAGCCAAGUGCAUGCCCGAGCUGCAACUCGUUUCUCUAAAACUGGACGACGAUCCUUCGACGUUCGUUUUCCCACUCUGCACACGGAUUAAAAGAUGCGGUGGUUGUUGCAUUAGUCCUCUGCUCUCGUGUCAGCCAACAGCUACGGAGAUGCGGAACUUCGAGGUGAUCGUGACGUCGUUGACCGAUAUGAACUACGGAGGACGACAAAUUGUGCCGGUGGAGGAACACACUAAAUGCAAGUGCGAUUGCAAAAUCAAAGAAGAGCACUGCAACGAUAAGCAACAUUAUGAGCCGCACAACUGCAAGUGCGCCUGCAAUAACGGGGAUGAGCAGGAAAAGUGUCAUAAGAACAACGACACGAAGAUCUGGAACUCGACCCUCUGCAUUUGCACGUGUAGGACCAUCGAGCCAUGCACCACCGGAUACUACUUCAACCCCAACACGUGCAGAUGUGGACCGAUAAUGUGGUCUAGACCAGUAAACAGGUUCGCACCAACGAAUUACAAUUUCACUAAUCGUCGACCAGAAAACAGACGGCCAGUGAUAAUUCCUUUAGACUCGUCAGAUCCCAGAAGAAAACACAAGGAGGAUCCCGAAUACAAGUGACAAGAAUUCAGACAAACACACGACGGAUUACAAGACUGCUAAAACAAAUCUAUAGUUACUUUAUUAUAUAGAGACGAGAGCCCUCGGUAAUUUUACACCUGAGAACUAAAAAAGUUGAAUAUUCUCAAUUUUAUAAUUUUAUG